UGUGCACUCAUGCCCGCAUCAACUGUGGCAUACCAGUACAUCGCAUUUGGGAGAGCGAUACUUCGACGGGCAAGUUGCGAUUCGCGUUCCGGAACUGCAGCGCCAAACUUCGAACCACGUUUCCGCUACAUGAGGUGACAGGCGCGACCGACCGGCGUUUUGGCCUGCACCGUUUUACCGAACCGCCUAUCUACUGGGCGUCGGCCCUCCCCGUCACCGUAACGAAUUCCCGAUCCCGAGCGCCGACCACGCCCAGCUUCUCCCCCCCCACCCGCCAAACACCCACCAUGGCGUCGGCCAUCUUCUUCCUCGACCUUAAGGGCAAGACGCUUCUUGCCCGCAACUACAGGGGAGACAUCCCCAUGUCAGCGGUCGAGAAGUUCCCAAUACUCCUCAGUGAAGCCGAAGAAGAGUCCUCAGCAGUACCUCCUUGCUUCUCCCACGAAGGCAUCAAUUACCUGUACAUCCGCCACAACAACCUGUACCUCCUCGCUCUCACAAAACGAAACACCAAUGCCGCCGAAAUCCUCCUCUUCCUCCACAAGAUCGUCGAGGUCUUUACCGAGUACUUCAAGGUGCUCGAGGAGGAAUCCAUCCGAGACAACUUUGUCAUCAUUUACGAGCUCCUCGACGAAAUGAUGGACUUUGGCUACCCGCAAACGACCGAGUCCAAGAUCCUGCAGGAAUACAUCACUCAAGAGUCGCACAAGCUUGAGAUCCAAGCCCGGCCGCCCAUUGCCGUGACCAACGCCGUCUCGUGGCGCUCUGAAGGCAUACGGUACCGCAAGAAUGAAGUCUUUCUCGACGUUAUCGAGUCGCUCAAUCUGCUCGUGUCGGCCAACGGCAACGUGCUGCGGUCGGAAAUCCUGGGUGCCAUCAAGAUGAAGUGCUAUCUGUCAGGCAUGCCCGAGCUGCGCUUGGGCCUCAACGACAAGGUCAUGUUUGAGACGACGGGCCGGACGACCCGCGGCAAGGCCAUCGAAAUGGAAGACGUCAAGUUCCACCAGUGCGUUCGCCUGUCGCGCUUUGAGAACGAUCGCACCAUCAGCUUCAUCCCGCCCGAUGGCGAGUUCGAGCUCAUGUCGUAUCGCCUCAACACCCAAGUUAAGCCGCUCAUCUGGGUUGAGUGCGUGGUCGAAUCGCACAGCGGGUCCCGCAUUGAAUACAUGCUCAAGGCGCGAGCCCAGUUCAAGCGCCGCAGCACCGCCAACAACGUCGAGAUCAUCGUCCCUGUUCCCGACGACGCGGAUUCUCCGCGUUUCCGCACAAAUGUCGGGUCGGUGCACUACGCUCCCGAGAAAAGCGCGAUCGUGUGGAAGAUCAAGCAGUUCGGAGGUGGCAAGGAGUUCCUCAUGCGUGCGGAGCUGGGUCUUCCCAGCGUCCGGGGUGAUGACGAGCAUGGUGGCGGCAUGACUGGCGGGUUUGGAGGAAGCAUGGGUGGCAUUGGUGGGCCCGGAAAGGGAGCUAAGAGGCCGAUUCAGGUCAAGUUUGAGAUCCCAUACUUUACGACCAGCGGGAUCCAGGUACGGUAUCUGAAGAUCACGGAGCCAAAGCUUCAAUACCCUUCACUACCAUGGGUGCGAUACAUCACGCAGUCCGGUGACAUUGCCGUCCGACUGCCCGAUGCAGUAUGAGACGAAGGCUGACGAGCUCUGUCCGAUCUGCGGGGUGCUCGAGGCGUCUGGCGAGAUAAUCAUAGGAGGCAGGCCCUGGCCAUACGUUCUAGUUCAGCUUUAAGUUUGGUGGGCAGAAGCAGGCGGCGAGACGACUUCCAAUGUUUGGAGAUUAAGUCUACCGCGGCGUAUGGUGUAAUGGUCAAAAUUGAGGUGUUGUCGAAUUACCUAGACAAGACAAUCAGUUCUAAAUAUUAGACUCUGGAUGUCGCGUAGAGUUUUCCUGUAAUAUGGCUCACAACAUUGUGUAUACUACUUAGCAAUGGACGAGAUAGGUGUUUAAACAGGACCUCCAUGGCUGGUCUACGGCUAGUGGAAUUGCUGAUGCUGAUAUUUUCAAAGAGAACGAG
Messenger RNA from Thermothelomyces thermophilus ATCC 42464, 2023 nucleotides. RefSeq lists its product as uncharacterized. The coding region runs from base 288 to 1634 and encodes 448 amino acids. NCBI's taxonomy places the organism in Eukaryota, Fungi, Ascomycota, Sordariomycetes, Sordariales, Chaetomiaceae. The record is from RefSeq and is a predicted model, not a curated record. Gene Ontology annotation, biological process: intracellular protein transport; vesicle-mediated transport. Gene Ontology annotation, cellular component: clathrin adaptor complex; clathrin-coated vesicle. Gene Ontology annotation, molecular function: clathrin-cargo adaptor activity. The transcript is spliced from 3 exons.